This is a messenger RNA of Neogale vison (American mink), 2460 nucleotides long. It is a transcript of the gene PRC1, whose product is annotated as protein regulator of cytokinesis 1. Gene Ontology annotation, molecular function: microtubule binding. NCBI's taxonomy places the organism in Eukaryota, Metazoa, Chordata, Mammalia, Carnivora, Mustelidae. The transcript is spliced from 15 exons. The coding region runs from base 106 to 1968 and encodes 620 amino acids. Gene Ontology annotation, biological process: mitotic spindle midzone assembly; microtubule cytoskeleton organization. Gene Ontology annotation, cellular component: mitotic spindle midzone; cytoplasm; spindle. The record is from RefSeq and is a predicted model, not a curated record.
GCGGCGGCCAGGAAGAACACAGCGGUCUUUGCGGGUGUUUGCUGCGCUCAGCCCCGCGUGGUGGAGGUCUGGGGCCUCGACGGCCGGCUGCUUGGAGCGUCCGCCAUGAGGAGAAGUGAGGUGCUGGCGGAGGAGUCGAUAGUAUGUCUUCAGAAAGCUCUGAAUCACCUGCGGGAAAUCUGGGAAUUGAUCGGGAUUCCAGAGGACCAGCGGUUACAACGAACUGAGGUUGUGAAGAAGCACAUCAAGGACCUCCUGGAUAUGAUGAUUGCCGAAGAGGAAAGCCUGAAGGAAAGGCUCAUCAAAAGCAUUUCCAUCUGUCAAAAAGAGCUGAAUACGCUGUGCAGCGAGUUACAUGUCGAGCCAUUCCAGGAGGAAGGAGAGACGACCAUCUUGCAGCUAGAAAAAGACUUGCGCACUCAGGUGGAACUGAUGCGAAAACAGAAAAAGGAGCGAAAACAGGAGCUGAAACUACUUCAAGAACAAGAUCAAGAGCUGUGUGAGAUUCUCUGCACGCCCCACUAUGACGUCGACAGCUCCUCGGUUCCCAGCUUAGAAGAGCUGAGCCAGUUCAGACAACACGUGGCCACGCUGAGGGAGACAAAGGCGUCUAGACGUGAGGAGUUCGUCAACAUAAAGAGACAGAUCGUCCUGUGUAUGGAGGAAUUAGAUCACACCCCAGACACGAGCUUUGAAAGGGAUGUGGUGUGUGAAGAUGAAGAUGCCUUUUGUUUGUCUCUGGAGAAUAUCGCGACACUACAGAAGCUGCUUCGGCAGCUGGAAAUGCGAAAAUCACAAAACGAAGCAGUGUGUGAGGGUCUGCGAGCUCAGAUCCGAGAGCUCUGGGACAGGUUGCAGAUACCUGCGGAAGAGAGAGAAGCUGUGGCCACGGUUAUGACUGGGUCAAAGGCCAAGGUCAGGAAAGCGCUGCAGCUGGAAGUGGAUCGGCUGGAGGAACUGAAGAUGCAAAACAUGAAGAAAGUGAUUGAGGCAAUUCGAGUGGAGCUGGCUCAGUACUGGGACCAGUGUUUCUACAGCCAGGAGCAGAGACAGGCUUUUGCCCCUUACUACGCGGAGGACUACACGGAAAAUCUGCUCCAGCUGCACGAUGCUGAGAUCGUGCGCCUAAGAAACUACUAUGAGCUUCACAAGGAACUCUUCGAAGGCGUCCAGAAGUGGGAAGAAAGCUGGAGACUUUUCUUGGACUUUGAGAGGAAAGCUUCAGAUCCAAGUCGAUUUACAAACCGUGGAGGAAAUCUUCUAAAAGAAGAAAAGCAACGAGCCAAGCUUCAAAAAACACUCCCCAAGCUGGAAGAGGAGUUGAAGGCACGGAUAGAAACGUGGGAACGGGAGCACUCGAAGGCGUUUGUGGUAAACGGGCAGAAGUUCAUGGAGUACGUGUCGGAGCAGUGGGAGGCGCACCGCCUGGAGAAGGAGCGAGCCAAGCAGGAAAGGCAACUCAAGAACAAGAAGCAGACAGAGACCGAGAUGCUGUACGGCAGUGCUCCCCGCACGCCCAGCAAGCGGCGGGGGCUGGCCCCCAACACGCCCGGCAAAGUGCGCAAGCUGAACACGACCGUCAUGUCCAAUGCCACGGCCAACAGCAGCAUUCGGCCUGUCUUUGGGGGGACAGUCUACCGUUCCCCCGUGUCUCGGCUUCCACCUUCUGGCAGCAAGCCCGUCAUCACUUCCACUUGUUCGGGGAAAAAAACCCCCCGUGCUGGGAGGCAUGGAGCCGACAAGGAGAACCUGGAGCUCAACGGCAGCAUCCUGAGCGGUGGGUACCCCGCCUCGGCCCCCCUGCAGCGCAACUUCAGCAUUAAUUCUGUUGCCAGCACCUAUUCUGAGUUUGCGAAGGAUCCGCCCCUCUCUGACAGCUCCGCUGUUGGGCUUCAGCGAGAACUUUCAAAGGCUUCCAAAUCUGACGCUGCUUCUCGAAUCCUCAAUUCGACCAACAUCCAGUCCUGAGAAGCCCUGAUCAGUCAGCUGCUGUAGCUUCCUGUGCCUAGACUAGAUCUGAUUAUGUGGGGGGGCCUGGAUUUUUCUUGAGUUUAGGUUCCACUACCCUGGGCCUGACUGACAGAAGUGAUUGUUACAGAUGAAAACCUACCAGAUGGUUCAGUGGGUCUUCAAAAACUUGAUUGUUGUUUUGACCCAAGAAAUACAUUCAAUCUUAGUUCAUAGCGGUAAGUGCAAAUUUUAGCAGAUGGAACCUAAUUUCUUUCUCUGCCCCGUAAUUCUAUUGCUGAAGCCUGACCAAGGGUGUGUUGUAUUUUACCAUCGUGCCCAUCCUUGGGGCAUGGGGCGCGAAGUGCUAUUGGCCUGGACCCUUAUAAUGAGAGACGAACAUCCUGUCGACAGGGAGGCUGGGGCUCCUUUGUUAACUGGUGUAGAAUUCUGUUCUACGGUGCAGUGGCCUACGUGCGGAGACGUGUACGGACACGCAUGCUUACCUGAACU